Molecule: messenger RNA, 1693 nt
Organism: Eucalyptus grandis
Lineage: Eukaryota; Viridiplantae; Streptophyta; Magnoliopsida; Myrtales; Myrtaceae
Product: protein HEAT INTOLERANT 4
Exons: 14
Coding region: 173-1237 (354 amino acids)
Biological process (GO): regulation of cellular response to heat
Source: RefSeq, a predicted model, not a curated record
GCGCUCAAUCUCUCUCCCGAUCCAUCGAGAGCCCCCGCGUUGUUUUGACGCUCCCACCUGUCCCCCGCCCCAAAACCAAAAUCCCAAAAUCCCUCCCAAAUCACAAACCUAAUUCCCUCCCCCCCAUCUCUCUCUCUCUUUCUUUCUCUCUAGAGCGGUCAUCCUCGAUAGCAUGAGGAAGCGAGAGAAGCGUACCGCUAGCCAGCGCGGCGGCGGCGGCGAGACCCAGUCGUCUUCCCAGGCGGCGGCGGCGGCGGCGGCGGAGCAGGAGCAGCAGCAAUCCACGAAGACGACGACCGCCCGGGCCAACAAGCGUGUCAAGGCGGCGAAGCCGGACGGCGACCCCGAGUACUUCGAGGAUAAGCGCAACUUGGAAGAUUUGUGGAAAGCUGCCUUUCCUGUGGGGACAGAGUGGGAUCAAUUGGACACAGUGUACCAGAUAAGCUGGGAUUUCUCUAAUCUUGAAAAUGCUUUUGAGGAGGGUGGGAAGUUGUACGGCAAGAAAGUUUAUCUCUUUGGAUGUACAGAACCUCAGUUGGUCUUUUAUAAGGGCCAGUCCAAGAUUAUGUAUAUCCCUGCCAUUGUUGCUGUUGUAUCUCCUUUUCCACCAUCUGAUAAGAUUGGAAUUAAGUCGGUUCAAAGGGAGGUUGAAGAAAUAAUUCCAAUGAAGCAGAUGAAAAUGGAUUGGGUCCCAUAUAUCCCUUUGGAGAAUAGAGCCAGCCGAGUUGAUAGGUUGAAAUCUCAAAUAUUUAUUUUGAGCUGCACGCAGCGAAGGGCUGCUUUGAAGCAUUUGAAGAUUGACCGGGUUAAGCAAUAUGAGUACUGCCUACCUUAUUUUUAUCAGCCAUUCAAGGAGGAUGAGUUUGAACAGAGCACUGAGGUUACAGUUAUGUAUCCAGUAGAACCACCGGUUGUUUGUGAAUUUGACUGGGAGUUGGAUGAACUUGAGGAAUUUACUGAUAAUUUAAUUAAAGAGGAGAUUCUGAGCGAAGAUAAAAAGGAUGAUUUCAAGGAGCAUUUGAAGAAGACAGUUAGAGAGGCAAAGAAAGCUAAUAGAGAGGCAAGGGAAGCUCGCAAAAAGGCCCUUGAAGAAAUGAGUGAGGAAGCUAAGGCCGCAUUCCAAUCAAUGAAGUUCUAUAAAUUUUAUCCUGUGCAAACACCAGAGACCCCAGAUAUAUCCAAUUGUAAGGCUCCUUUCAUAAACAGAUACUAUGGAAAAGCACAUGAGGUUCUCUGAUGCUAUCUAUCUGCAAAAGCAGUGAUCUGGCCUGGAGAUGUUCUGCAUCUCAAUUUGCUGCUCAGCACUAAAAUGAUGAGUUGCUCGACAAUUCUCGUGCACCAACUUGAGGGGGCAGCGCCUCGUGCACUACUCUUUUUGAUCAGUAGAGUAGUUGUCUAAUGGUGUAUCUAUUUAUUAGUUGCCAUUAGAUCUUCAUUUGUUUUUUUUUUUGGCAGAAAUCUUUUAGUUUCUUUUAGUUCCCAGAGGAGUAGCUUGUAACGUGUAUCUCUGAGGCCUAUGUACUUUUAAAGAACAGGGAGCUUUAGGAAAUUCAAAUCCUUCAUUUUGCUUUUCUUCCUUCUCUAGGAUCCAUCUUGGAUCUUUUAUGGACAAUAAAUCAUUCAUGUUCAAUACUGCAACGUUUAAAUACACGGAUAUUAUUUCAUUGUACUAAGAGAAAUUGUUAGGAACUUU